AACAGCUCUCCGUUGCUUGUUACCGAAGUUAGUUUUUAUGCUAAUAUAUGUUUAGAGUAAUUAUCAAACGAUUCCAGCGCCGUAAAGACAAGAAAAUACAAUGGUUUUUAUGAGUAAGAGCAAUACAUUCAAACCGGUUAUGUUAACUUAGCCUAAACUUUUCGAAGAUGUAUAAAAACAAAGCUAGAUUCAAUUUGCAUUAAACUACGUGCUGACGCAGCCACAGUGCACGGCACAUGUGUUGCAGUUUUCAACACAUUUUAACGGUAGGUUUUUAAGAUGCUGUGCAAAAAAGACAGGAUGGGCGAAUUUGUUUCUCUUGUUUUUCAAAGAUGAUAGAAUUUGAAGUGAAAUUGUUACUCAUGUCAAUUUGUUCAUUCAAGCCAGAUAAACUGACCGGUAGUACUUAUAAUAUAAUGAAAAUUGAUGAUUUAAUGGAAGGUAAUUGCACAGCUUGAAAAGUAUCCGAUAAUUUGACAGGAGAUACCAUGGAUACAUACUAUUUACAGCUCAACUUCUAAACCAAUAACUGAAUGUUUACACUUGGUUUACAUCUAUCAUGGUCGCAAUAAAAAAAGGUUAAACAAAAAAUGGUUUAACACGAAUGUGUGAUCACAUUAACUUGGGGAAGACGACUAUUUAUGUGAGGCAGUUAUUGAAAAAGAAAUGUUUACUUACAGUGACGGUUUUUCCCACUUUGAUGGAAGGAAUCACUGGUUUAUGUACGUGGGGAAAUAUUGAUAUGCAUUAAGUUAAAUAGUGUGGACAUGUAGGAUGUCAUGGCGCACUAUGUGGCCAGAAGCCCCAUGCUGGUAUUUUCAUUCGUGGCUUUCCACAUUACCUCAACGUGCACAAGGUAUAAAACCAUGUUGUUUUAUGAUAAAAAGGGAACCAUUUUCCUCGUAAGGUGAACGAGCCAUUGGAAUCACGGGCCCCCAUGUGUUCAAUUGUUUUCUUGGCUCCAAGUUUGGUGUUCCACCUUAUUACCAUGGUUUAAUAGUGCAUGGACCUCACUUUUUACAGAGCCAUCACCCGGUUACUGAGACCAUGGAACUGAGACUGCCAAUCGCGGUCACAUUUUGUUUGUUUAUCAACAAAUGUUUAUUUACUAUUCAGACCGGCUCAAUUAUGCAAAGUGGGCGUGAAGUGCCGGCGAUCACUGUGGGUCCGUCACGCUCGUAACCACCGAUGUACACGGCUACUACCGAGGCCAGUCCAAAACACCUUCACUUGAUGAUAUUUCCAGUGAAACUGAUCAGAAAAAGCAGUGCAGGCUCACGCCUCCCAUUGGCCGCUGAGGGCAUUCCUUGCAUACCGUCUUGCCAUAUAUGGUCCGAAGUAGGCGUGGCUUAGAGUGCUGAUUCGCUGUCGUGUGCUCCCGAGGCUGGCCCAUGUGGGAUCGCAGCAGGCAGCCCGCGGGGGACUCCAGUCCUUGGGGAUGCCGCGCGUACGCUCAACUGCGAGCACUUGAUCGGAACAAAAGGCAGCCCCGAGAGAGUAGAAACCCCACCAGAAGUCAGAUUGGCUUUGCUGAGUUUGGGUCUCCCUUCGAACACAAUUCAGUGACAGUGUACACACCACACGUUAGUUUGUUACUCACGUGAGUUCCAGCAUUGGCGCGGUCAUAUAGUACACGCUCAGCUACUUACUUUACUUAACUGUUGGCUGUUCAUCCAUUGGGUCGUGUAGUACUAUCAUCAUCAACAUUGUAUUAAUAUAUAUUUUCUCGGUCAGUGUCUAUGUGUACACAUCGACGACGGUGGUACAAGUUCAACGGUGCAGCACCCGUCCACUCGAGGAGCAAAUUCACCACAAGUAUUUGGCACCUGUAUACUAGCUCGUGCAAGUCAGAGCUACCGACAAGGGGAUGCUUGUAAGACGUGCCAGUUUCCCGUCACGAUCGCGCUACUUUCUCACUUGCCACAGCGAUUCCCCACUUGCCGGACGGAUGAUAGCACAAGGUGUCCCACGCACGCUGUGAACUCUUCCGUGUACUGUCAAGUGUCGGAGUCAGUCAACCCCUGGAGUGAUAGCUGAGUUGAAGACGAGCCACGCGCCCUCACACCACCGUGGCUUGACCUACUAGUCCCCCCAUAACCACCAAUUGUUUUCCCCGUUCAUCUUCUUUUUCGUACACCCUUGCUUGCCCCCCGUCUAUCACUGUGCCAGCCACCAGAGCUACACCUCGUAACACCCACUGAGUAUACAGCUGUAGUGCCGGACCAAACCUCUGGUGCUCCUUGGCAGCAUUUCUGCUCGGCUUCGGUACAACACCAAGUGGUUCAUGUUUGGAAUCCAAGAUUCCCUCACCAGAGGCACGACGAACCUCAAAGAAGAGCCCUCCGGGAGCGCUCAAGUAGGAUCCAUACGCAGUUGGAUGCAACCGACCAUGGUGGAGCAAGGGUCCAGUUCAUGCGGGCUGGCUCGUGCUCAUUUCGAGAAACAACCACCAAGUAAUCUCCGCAAAAGUAACUUCUUCCAUUUUGUCAUUGCACUGUACGAUCGCGCCGGGCAACCAGUGGAGAUAGAGAGAACACAGUUUCUGGAUUUCAUCGAAAAAGAACGGGAACCGGAUAGCACAAAAACCAACAAUGGUAUCCACUACAGAUUACAACUGCUCUACAAUAACGGUGUCCGGACAGAGCAGGAUUUGUAUGUUCGACUCAUUGAUUCGAUGACAAAACAGGCUAUUGUGUAUGAGGGGCAAGACAAAAAUCCUGAAAUGUGUAGGGUGCUACUCACCCAUGAGAUCAUGUGCAGUCGCUGCUGUGAUAAAAAGAGCUGUGGAAACAGGAAUGAAACUCCCUCCGAUCCAGUCAUCAUUGACAGCUUUUUCUUGAAGUUGAACAAAGUCAAAUGGUACCCCGCCACAUUGGAAAUGAUGAAGACCCGAAUCGUGUGA
Asterias rubens (European starfish) is the source of this 2902-nucleotide messenger RNA. RefSeq names its product transcription factor COE3-like. Bases 2285 to 2902 code for a protein of 205 amino acids. Gene Ontology annotation, biological process: regulation of transcription by RNA polymerase II. The record is from RefSeq and is a predicted model, not a curated record. The transcript is spliced from 7 exons. Gene Ontology annotation, molecular function: DNA-binding transcription factor activity, RNA polymerase II-specific; RNA polymerase II cis-regulatory region sequence-specific DNA binding. NCBI's taxonomy places the organism in Eukaryota, Metazoa, Echinodermata, Asteroidea, Forcipulatida, Asteriidae.